Messenger RNA from Callorhinchus milii (elephant shark), 1539 nucleotides. RefSeq lists its product as uncharacterized. Gene Ontology annotation, molecular function: 2 iron, 2 sulfur cluster binding. NCBI's taxonomy places the organism in Eukaryota, Metazoa, Chordata, Chondrichthyes, Chimaeriformes, Callorhinchidae. The record is from RefSeq and is a predicted model, not a curated record.
GUCGGGGGAGCGGAAGCCGGCGCCAUGUCGGAGCGGGUUUUCGCCGAGGAGCUGGUGUCCGCCCUGAGGGAGGUGGUGAGCGGCACCGGCUGGCAGUGCGCGGGGCGCCUGGACAGCCUGCCCGCCCCCUGCACCAAGCUGUAUUCUGACGAUGGCGAGCACAUCGUCCUGGUCCGCACCAACAAUGAUCGUUUCUAUGCAAUGGAUUCUGCCUGUCCGCACGAAGGGGGACCUCUUGAACUGGGAGAUGUUGAGGACAUGGGCACAGGGAAGCUGGCAUUAAUUUGUCCCUGGCAUCAGUUUGACUUCUGCUUGGAGGACGGGCAUUCCUCUACAGGUUUCCAGAACCAGGUUUAUGAGGUUCAUAUCUCCGAGGGCAAGGUUUACAUUCAGACCCAGAGCUCGCUGUCCCGGGCUCCUCAGCAGGCAUCUGGAACAUUAUUGUGCGAGAGAUUCUCCUUGAAGUCUCUGACUACUACAAGUUCUGAGGAUUCCCUCUGUUACUGGGCUGUGAAGAUCCUCUGUACAUCAGACGCUGAGGAGAAGGUAACCCUGACAGACCAAGUGGAGAAGUGGUGGACCUCAGGUAAAAUCAGAGAGGUUGGCCAUGGAGAUGUCCCACCACAGCCCAGCAGACAGGAGAACCUCAAGGUGCUGCAGCCGGGCAGGAUCAAGAGGGGCAAAGGUGGCACCCUGGCCAGCCGGAUAGCGUUGCUGCAUUCACUUGCCAACAUCGAGCAGUGGGCUAUAGACCUCUCGUGGGACAUCAUCGCUCGCUUUUCCAUGGUGAAGCUGAAGAAUGGGCGGUCAUUGCCCCUAGAAUUCUUCAGCGACUUUGUUAGAGUGGCGGGAGAGGAGGCCAAGCAUUACAAGCUGUUGGCGAACAGGAUCAAGGAGCUGGGCAGUUAUUUUGGAGCACUACCGGUACAUAACGGUUUGUGGCAGUCGGCGUCUGACACGGCCAGUGACUUAUUGGCACGACUUGCCAUUGUACACAUGGUGCAUGAAGCCAGGGGUUUAGACGUGCACCCUCAGAUGCUGGCUCGCUUUGCGGCGCAGGCAGACCAGAGCUCUGUGAGGCUUCUCGAGAUUAUCUACAGGGAUGAAAUCACACACGUGGCGACAGGCUUGAGGUGGUUCACUUACAUCUGCUCAGAAGAAGAAAAGGACACCUUGGCCACAUUUCACAAUCUGGUCCGGACCUAUUUUAAAGGCUACUUAACCCCUUUCAACACAGAAGGAAGAAAAAUAGCUGGAAUGAGUGAACAAUGGUAUCUGCCUUUGAUCAAACCAUCUCAAUCAGAACUUGGGAGUGGUGUUCCCUGAACCAGCACAGCGUUGUUGCAGAGAACUUUACAUUGUGACACUGCAAUCAUCCCUCUCACUGCCUGGAUUUUCCUCUUUCGUGCAAUGUGUUCAAUAAGCUGAUGCCCUCCCUUGGCUGAAACCAAGAACUGCCCUGGGAAACCUUCCCACUCAAGUCACUUUCUGUAUAAAAUCACUGCCUAUUGUUUGUCCCUCAGGGCUCUGUCCUCGGUC